This is a messenger RNA of Coniosporium apollinis CBS 100218, 333 nucleotides long. RefSeq lists its product as uncharacterized. The record is from RefSeq and is a predicted model, not a curated record. The transcript is spliced from 3 exons. Bases 1 to 333 code for a protein of 110 amino acids. NCBI's taxonomy places the organism in Eukaryota, Fungi, Ascomycota, Dothideomycetes.
AUGGGCAUCAUCCACGUAGUCAUAUUCGAAUUCAAGCAAACGGCAAGCCAAGACGAAGUGCAAGAUGCAUGCAAGCGUAUGCUCGCUCUCAAAAACGAUUGUCUACACCCGACAACCAACAAGCCGUAUGUAAAAUCGUCCAUUGGCGGAAGGAACAACAGCCCUGAGGGACACGCGCGCGGGUUGACGCAUGCGUUCGUGUCCGAGUUCGAAAACGAAGAGGAUAGGAAGUACUACCUCGAGAAGGACCCGGCGCAUCUAAGUUUCGUGGAGAGUCUUGGGCCGGUUGUCCAGAAUGUAUGCGUUGUUGAUUUCACGCCGGGUGUAUUCUGA